AUGCAAACCACAAGACAUAAGAUGCAAAAAAGUAAAAUGGCAAAUCUUAAGUGCGUUCUUAACGUCAUACUUAAAAUAUUGUUCUGUGCAUUUUUUGUUAUUCAACCCUCAUAUAUACAUCCAGAUGAACAUUUUCAGUGCAUGGAAAUUUUAAUGUGGAUUUGGAAUAAAAAUGGAUUUGCAGUUGAUUUACCUUGGGAAUUUGUAGAGGGCGCUAGAAGUUUUGUCCCAAUUGUUGUAUGGUACUUACCACUUUAUUCAUUGUUCAAUAAUUACGACAACACUGUAUCUCCCACCCUUCUAAUAAAAAUUACAAGAUUAUACAACUUUUUCAUAUAUUUUGCUAUAUUAUUUUUUUACAUUAAAGCAAGGGUAUUUCCAAACUCAGCAAAACGUAAAAGAAACAAAGUUUUGUUUCUUAUUAUAACUUCUUAUGUCACAAUUGCGUACCAAUCACAUUCCUUUUCAAAUGGUAUCGAAACAAAUCUAUUGCUUUUGUCAUUAUGGUGCAUCGACAAAUGUGCCGACAAGGCACCCAUUUUAUCAGGCUCAAAUUGUACGAAUAUUGGCAAUAAAAAUAUAUUACCAUGGCUCUGUCUUGGGGUUUUAAUUAGUAUUGGUGUCUUUAAUAGGAUUACAUUUAUAGGAUUUGUAAUUUUGCCAUUACUUGUUAAACUUGCUAGAGCUCACAAUUUUAAUCAAAUUUUGAUUUCAUUAUUUACUUUUGCUAUAACUUCAUAUUUGAUCAUACUUUUCGAUACCAAAAUGUACUAUAAAGAGUGGAGACAACCGCAUAGCACCACCUCGCCAAUCAUAGCACCGUUGAAUAACUUUUUGUAUAAUAUUGAUAUUAAAAACUUGCAAAAACAUGGUGUUCAUAUGAGACUGACCCAUUUAUUUGUUAACAUUCCGCAACUACUAGGCCCAUUAAUUCUAGUCCUAUUUAGCGUCAAAUUUCUGGGAAUAAUUACAAUUUUUGAUCAAUAUGUUCAUAGUAAUAAUAAUUUAAGCAAUAUUCCACAAACCAAUUUUAUACAUAUAUGGUGGAAAACUUAUUCACCUCCAACAUGGAUGUAUUUGAAUUCUAAUUUGGAGAUUUACGAUACAGACCCUGAAACAGAGAGGAUUGAGCAAAAUUUGAUAUUUGAUGAUCAUCAUAGUGCGAUAUUAAACUUGAAAGGAACUGAUAUCACCUAUGUUUACGAGUUAUUUGCGGAAAUUCACAAUAAAACAAAUCAAAACUUUACCAUCAUCCUACCUUAUUCUGUUAAUUCUGUACUUUUAGCAAAUAAUAAAAACAACACGUACACAUUUGAGAAGAAAUGGAACGAUAUAUAUAGUUUAGAUAUGGAUCAUUUUAAUUUUCAAGAUAUAUCAUCCUUUAAGCCUGGAAUGGUCGCAUACAAUGUAUUCAUACUUUGA
Molecule: messenger RNA, 1422 nt
Organism: Saccharomycodes ludwigii
Lineage: Eukaryota; Fungi; Ascomycota; Saccharomycetes; Saccharomycodales; Saccharomycodaceae
Gene: SMP3
Product: glycosylphosphatidylinositol-alpha 1,2 mannosyltransferase
Exons: 2
Coding region: 1-1422 (473 amino acids)
Biological process (GO): GPI anchor biosynthetic process
Cellular component (GO): endoplasmic reticulum membrane
Molecular function (GO): alpha-1,2-mannosyltransferase activity
Source: RefSeq, a predicted model, not a curated record